AUGGCCAGCGACGCCCGCCCCGUCGACCUCACCCGUUGGGAGUUGGCCGAGAUUCUGAAGAACUCGACGAUGAGCAGGGACAGGAUCCAAAACAACAUGCACCUCGACACCUCCGCCAACUUUGACGCCUUUGCCCAGCGUCCGCCCCAGCCCGGCCCGCUCACGAUCCCCCAGUCCGGGUACGCCGACGAGAGGAUGGACCAGCAGCCGGCAUCUUCCGACUACGACAUGUUCGGCCAGGCCGCCCACCAGCAGACGUCGCCCUACCAGCGUAUGCGUUCCAACACUUCCCCGGCCGCGCCCACCUGGAGUGGCACCCAUGAGAGCCUGUACUCGCAGCACAACAACUACGGCUCCGACUCGGUCCCGUCCUUCAACUCGGCGUCGUCUGCAGGCAGCUACGACAUGAUGUCUUCCAUCUCUUCAAACUACUCGUCCGGCAAGCAGACCCCGCUCACGCCCAACGACCCCAUGCACCACCCGGGCUUUGGCGGCACGUUCAAGCAGGAGCCCCAGUCGGCAUAUCCCGAUCUGUCCUCGGACCGGCGUCUGUCCUACGGCGCGCCCGACGUGCACGACGAGUACUCGCAGCUCGGCGCCUCUGGCUUCGGCAACACCUCGCUGCCGCCAUUCAACCGCUUCCAGCAGCAGGACCCGCUUUACCCGCCCACGACGAUCCCCUCGCAUGGCAGCCACUUUGGCAGGCCCGAUCAGGCCGGCUACGACGACGUGCAGGGAUACAUGCCCAAUCCGGGUCAGGACCUCUCCCUCCGGAUCCCCGGCAUCGACGACAACAUGAUGCGUCGCAUCCAACCCCAUGGCGGCCUGCAUUCUGCCGGUGAUCUCUCUUCCUUCAUUCGGCCCUUCCUCGAGCAGUAUGUCCGCGCACCCAAUCGCCUCGCAUUCGGCGAGCGCUCCGUCAUCGUCAUGUCCUCAAAGGUCGCACAAAAGUCGUACGGACAAGAAAAGCGAUUCUUGUGCCCGCCUCCGACGGCCAUCAUGAUCGGCAACUCAUGGUGGUCCGACGUCGUGCGCCGUGGUGAGGAACCCCGCCUUGCCCCGCCCCGCGUCGUCGUGAGCAUCUCCGGCGAGCCUGCCCCGCAGGAGGGCACCGUCGAGUGGACCGCUGCCGCCGGCAAGCCUUUUGACGCCAGUGACCCUCCGACGGGCACCACUUACAUCGGUCGCUGCGUCGGCAAGCAGCUCUUCAUCUCUGAUGUUGAUGAGAAGAAGAAAAAGGUCGAGGCGCUCGUACGCAUCGUCGCCCCCGCGAACGAGGACGAGCCCGAACGCGUUAUUGGCACCUUCCCCUCUCGCCCGAUAAAGGUCAUCUCCAAGCCGUCCAAGAAACGCCAGAGCGCCAAGAACCUUGAGCUCUGCAUCAAUCACGGCUCGACCAUCUCGCUCUUCCACCGUUUGCGCUCCCAGACCGUCAGCACCAAGUACCUUUGCGUGUCUGGCUCUGGUGCGAGCUUCAAGGGUUCCGACGGUGCACCGCUUCUGGGCGUCGACCAGCGCACGCGGUCUGCUACGCCAUCAUUCAUUGCAAGGACUUCCUCCUGGGAUCCAUUUGUGAUGUACAUCGUCGAUGCGGAUAAGCCCGGAGGCGGCAUGGACGCGCCGCCGCCACCGCCACCGCAGCCUGAUUACCCUUCCCCGCCUCCCAAUGCAAUUCCCUUCAUGGCUAACGGCACGCCCAUCCCGAUCUACUACAAUCAGACGGUUGUCCUCCAGUGCCUGACGUCCGGCGUCGUCUCCCCCGUCCUCAUCAUCCGUAAGGUCGACCACCAGACGACCGUUGUCGGUGGCGGUGCACCCGAGGGUGCCAAGGGCGUCGGCGACGCGUACUGCGGAGCCGGCGAGGUCUGCGGUGACCCCGUUUCCCAGUUGCACAAGGUCGCGUUCGAGGUCUACGAGCACGGCAAGCUUGCACCUGAGCCCGGUACCACCGGCGCAUCUGGCGCUUUCCUCAGUUGCAUGGGCGAGAAGGUCAACACAUACCGUCCCGCGGAGGGUCGUGUCUGGACUGCGAGCGCGAACGCCGCUGCUGCGAGCAGCUUGGGCGGCGGCAUCCUCGACAGCCCCAUGGAGAGCCCGCUUGCGCAAACACCAUCCACCUUGGCCGGCAGCGGCGACUACUUCGGCAGCCCGCUCGGCGAGACCAGCGACGCUUCGAUGGACGUCUCCAACAACGGCGGCCGUGUCAAGACGAAGAAGCGCUCCACAAGUUCCGCUGGUGGCAUGUCCCGUGGUAGCGCCUCUUCCAAGGGCGGUCGCAGGCGGCCCGGCAGUGCCGGUGGAGGUGGCCGCGGCGGCGACCAGCUCUCGAGCGGCGCGAUGUGGCAGGUGGACAUCGGCGAGACGAGUGUCUGGACCAUCGUCGGCACCGACCAGGUCCGGUACAACUUCUACGUACCGCCUGUUCUCUUCGACCAGCAGACGGCACCACAAGGUCACGGCUUCCCCGUACCAAGCAAGCCCGUCACGCCGUUCCCUGGCGUCGUCAAGUACCUUCCACCAGACCGUGCGGCGGAGGCACCCAAGCGACACCACAUCCUCAGCCCUGGUGCCACAAGUUUCGCUGGACAGGGUGGCAAGGCCGCGCCCAGUGGCAAGCUGCUCACGCUCUACGGCGAGAACUUCAAUAAGUCCGAGCCGCUUGGUGUGUUCUUCGGCGCAGAAGGCAGCCAGUACGUCGAGACGAGGUGUGCUGAGGUCAUGGGCUGCCUCCCACCAGAAGGCGCCCAGACGAAGAGGCGGCCGAUCCUGCUCGUGCGCGGCGACGGCGUCGUGUUCCCGAGUAGUGUGAUGUACCCAUAG
This is a messenger RNA of Peniophora sp. CBMAI 1063, 2820 nucleotides long. Lineage: Eukaryota; Fungi; Basidiomycota; Agaricomycetes; Russulales; Peniophoraceae. The record is from the annotation of a GenBank genome assembly.